AUGGUGUUUGGCGGCAGACUGCUUGACUCUCUACAGUUCGAGCUGUUGGUGCAGAACGGCAACUGGGUCAACGCCACCGAGUGUCAGCUGACCUCUGACCCUCGCUGCGACGUGACCAUUGAGCUCGGCUCAGACUCGGACUACAGCCUUCGGGUCAGAGCAAAGUGCGGAGCCGCCACUUCAGCCUGGACCGAACUCAGCGCUCCGUUCAACCGCAAAGACACGGUCCUGACGGCUCCGGAGAUGUCGGUGAUGGCGGUCGGCGACUCUCUUCAGGUUUCGUUCGGAAAACUUCCUCUCAACGCCGACGUCCGUGUGACGGUGUGGAGGAGAGGCCAAAAGAAGUAA
Notothenia coriiceps (black rockcod) is the source of this 348-nucleotide messenger RNA. RefSeq names its product cytokine receptor family member B16 (gene il20rb). Gene Ontology annotation, cellular component: plasma membrane. NCBI's taxonomy places the organism in Eukaryota, Metazoa, Chordata, Actinopteri, Perciformes, Nototheniidae. The record is from RefSeq and is a predicted model, not a curated record. Gene Ontology annotation, biological process: cytokine-mediated signaling pathway. Gene Ontology annotation, molecular function: cytokine receptor activity; protein binding. The transcript has 4 exons. The coding region runs from base 1 to 348 and encodes 115 amino acids.